AUGCCGAGGACAGCCCUCAUCACCGAUGCAGACGGCAUCGCAGGCGUCGCGUUACUCAAACACCUUUUGGACAGCACCUCUAAAGAUGAAUGGACUCGGAUUGUGGUCAACACCAGAUCAAAGACCCAUGGCAAAACGAACGAUAAUCGUAUACAUUUCAUCGAUCUUGACUUCUCGCGGCGUCCCGGCACGCUCAUUGAGCACAUGACAGGACCUUGUGCGAGUAUCACGCAUGCCUUCUUCUGCUCCUACGUGCAUAAGGAGAGUUUCGAGGAGCUGAACAAGGCAAAUGCAGAGCUGUUUGAGAACUUCCUACUUGCAUUGACAGCCACCGCAUCCGCAUUGGAAAAUGUGACACUUCUUAGCAGCAGCAAAUAUUACGGGUCGCAUAUAUCCCCUGUGCCAACCCCGUGUCGAGAGGAUGAUGUCAGGCGAGGAGACCCGGCAGACAAUUUUUACCAUGCCCAAGAAGACUUCUUGACAAUGCUGCAGAUGAACCAGACUUGGACCUGGAAUGUCAUUCGUCCGGAGCCCAUCGUCAGUGCCGCAGUCGUGCCGGGAGAGUUCAAUAUUGCAUUGACUCUGGCCAUGUACUUUAUGAUGACGGAACAUGUAGUUGAAGAAGCUCGCAUGCCUACGAAUGAACGCUGUUGGAAUGGUAUUGCAGCUUUCAGCGACGCAAAGCUGCUCGCGGAAUUCUGUGUCUGGGCUGCGAUCAAUGAUGAUUGUGCACAACAAGCAUUCAACUUCAGCAAUGGUGACCACCUUGUCUGGCGCUUCGUGUGGCCGCUUUUGGCAGAUCAGUUCGGCGCGUACUCGACUCCAGACCAGAUAUUUCAGAAGCCCGAGCCAGUGAGGGGCAUGCUGCAGCAAGAGUUCAGCCUGGUUGAGUGGGCAAGCGACAAGAAGGCUAUUUGGGACAGGGUUUGCGAGGAAACGGGCAUCCUGGAGGCCAGAGAAAGCUUUUCGUCUGCUUCGUGGAGUGAGCUCGACAGCAUGUUCCAACGUUCAUGGUCCGUCAACGUGAGCGUGAACAAGGCUAGGAAGUUUGGAUGGACUGGAAUCAAGGAUUCUUUUGAUUGCUUCGUGGACGCUUUCGAAGCCCUGAGGCAGGAGAAUGUGCUCCCCUGA
This is a messenger RNA of Cercospora beticola, 1131 nucleotides long. RefSeq lists its product as uncharacterized. NCBI's taxonomy places the organism in Eukaryota, Fungi, Ascomycota, Dothideomycetes, Mycosphaerellales, Mycosphaerellaceae. The record is from RefSeq and is a predicted model, not a curated record.